Messenger RNA from Thelazia callipaeda (thelaziosis nematode), 1410 nucleotides. NCBI's taxonomy places the organism in Eukaryota, Metazoa, Nematoda, Chromadorea, Rhabditida, Thelaziidae. The record is from the annotation of a GenBank genome assembly.
AUGAAGUGGCAGCGAUCGUUAGCCCUCUCUCUCUCCAUAGCCAGUGUUGCAUUAACUCUCGAUUAUCAUUCAUUUCCUUCCUCAACUCUUACUCAACAGAAACAAAAAGCAAGCAGAAUUGUGAAGCGAUAUAUGCUAGAUAAGAAUGCGCCGCGACUUCUCUCCCCAUUAUUUGAAUUUCCACGCUUUCUCAAUGCUGGAUAUGAUCUCUACGUCAAACUUACCGCAUUUCUGCCCUGUGCUGAUCAUAUGCAAAAGACUUUCCUUUUGGUAAAUGGAGUACCUGGUUUGUCCGUUGCCGUUUCUUGUGAUGGAUACUGCAUCUGGAAUGAAGGUUUCGGCUACGCCAAUGUCGAACAACUGGUACCAUGUACAAGCGAUACAGUGAUGAGGAUUGCAAGUAUAAGUAAACCACUUACAGCAGCUAUUGCUGCAUGUUUGGUCCAGACAGGGAAACUUCAGCUGGAUGCACCAAUUCAGGACUAUGUACCGGACUUCCCGAAAAAGAAGUUUGGCGGGAAAGAUGUAAUCAUCACAGUUCGCCAACUUUUAAACCAUACGAGUGGUAUCAGACACUACAAAAUGGCGAAAGUUAAGGAGAACCAGUCAGCAGAAUAUCAGAGCGUAGAACUUAGAGAUGAGUCGGAAUUUUUUUCCAAUAUUCAUUACGAUUCUGUGACCGAUGCUCUAGAGAUAUUCAAAUAUGAUGAGUUAGUUGCAGAACCAGGCAGCAAAUUCCGGUAUACAACCUAUGGAUUCACUUUACUCAGUGCAGCAUUAGAAAAGGCAGUCAGGAGUAGCUAUUCGGCCCAAGUAACUAAAUUUUUCGAAAAGUUAGGAAUGAAUCAUUCUUAUCUCGACUUCAACUUACCACUUAUCGCAAAUCGAGCAAGUUACUAUUACCGAGAUCUUAAUCAUAAAUUGAACAAUGUACCAGAAGUAGAUAAUUCAAAUAAAUGGGCUGGUGGUGGAUUGUUAUCAACAGCAAAGGACUUGCUCAUUUUUGCGAAUGCAAUGCUUUACAGUUAUUAUAUAUCCGAGCAUUCGCUGGCUGACGUAGUUGAGAAGAAACCUUUACUUGAUCCAGAAACGAUUAAAACUUUCUGGGAAAGUAAGAUUUCGGACCAGAAGGGGCAUGUAUAUACUCUGGGCUGGUUCAGAAUUGAUGGAACGGAUGAAAAUUAUGGUGGCUUAGAAGAUACUUGGUUAAGAAAAGGUAUAUAUAUGCAUACUGGUGCAGGUGUAGGUGCAUCAUCAGUUCUGCUCAUUAAACCAAAUCAGGGUUGUAGUAAUAAUACUGGAACCUGUGUUGUUAUUCUUACUAACUUACACGAGUGCAGUGAAUUAGUUCGAUUAGCCUUGGAAAUUGCAGAAAUAUUUGAAUCUACUACUCUUGGAGCUGUCUCAUGA